AUGACUUCAGUUAAUUACAGGAACCCCAAAGAAGAAAUUGAGAAAUGUAAUGGUACUAAAGCCCAGGGUCAAAUACCUCUUCAGAUUUCAGCAUCUAGAAGGACACUAUUAAUCAAUGAAAACCCACAGAGGAAGUCCCAAGACAGCUUACUUUCCCUUCCCAAGAGGAUAAACUUUCUUAAAUUUGGUUGUGCAUCUGCCAAAGUUAGGCAGUUAGCACAGGAGAGAGACGACUUUUCACGUUCAGUGACAUCUUCAAGCAGCCAUGGUCUUCGAGAAUGCAUUAAUGGGGUUUUUGCACGGAGGAUUGAUUGGACUUUGCUCAAGAAAAUGGGCAAAGAAUGGAUCCAGAACCCAAUGAACAUGCCCCUUUUUGUGUGGAUCAUGUGUCUUGCUAUCUCAGGUGCAAUUUUGUUCCUAGUCAACUUGGACCAUGCACUACCUAAGAAGUCCCAGAGAGAUGUAUGGUUUGAAGUCAAUAAUCAAAUUCUCAAUGCGGUCUCUGCUCUCAUGUGUCUGUACCAACACCCAAAGCGGUUUUAUGACCUUGUACUUCUCUGUAGAUGGAAUCCAAAAGACAUUGCUAGACUCAGAAAGAUUUACAGCAAGAAUGGGACUUAUAAGCCGCAUAAGUGGCCGCAUAUGGGAUUUACUGCAAGAAUGGGACUUAUAAGCCGCAUGAGAUGUAGGAGAUCAGAGAGACCAGCCAUAGGAGUUGGGAUGUGCAUUUCUGUUGCAAUAGCUGCACCUGCAGUUGCUGGUGUAUACUCCAUUCUUAGUCCCCUUGGGAAGGAUUACGAGUCUGAAAUAGACGAGGAAGCACAGAUGCAGAUUUCCGCUGGUGAAAGGCCAGAGAAGUUGAGGCCAAAUUCAUUAGAGAAGAACAGAUUUCCGCUGGUGAAAGGCCAGAGAAGAACAAAGAAUUCUUGA
Messenger RNA from Populus euphratica (Euphrates poplar), 930 nucleotides. RefSeq lists its product as uncharacterized. NCBI's taxonomy places the organism in Eukaryota, Viridiplantae, Streptophyta, Magnoliopsida, Malpighiales, Salicaceae. Gene Ontology annotation, molecular function: cyclase activity. The transcript is spliced from 2 exons. The record is from RefSeq and is a predicted model, not a curated record. The coding region runs from base 1 to 930 and encodes 309 amino acids. Gene Ontology annotation, biological process: sesquiterpene biosynthetic process.